Lineus longissimus is the source of this 7604-nucleotide messenger RNA. RefSeq names its product phosphofurin acidic cluster sorting protein 2-like. NCBI's taxonomy places the organism in Eukaryota, Metazoa, Nemertea, Pilidiophora, Heteronemertea, Lineidae. The record is from RefSeq and is a predicted model, not a curated record. The transcript has 23 exons. The coding region runs from base 2 to 2740 and encodes 912 amino acids. Gene Ontology annotation, biological process: protein localization to plasma membrane.
GAUGGCGGAGAAAACCAUGAAGCUGUCGGGGUCGGGAGUAAAACCCGUCCCGAUGAAGCUUUUUGCUACAUGGGAAGUUGAGAAAUCUUCGCCGAAUUGUAUUCCAAGACUUUGCAGUUUAACAUUGACACGACUGGUUGUGCUGCAGAAACUGGAAAGUGAACUCACAUCUAUAAUCAUUGCUGUCAAAAUGCAGAGUUCCAAGCGGACAUUACGAUCAAAUGAGAUCUUGAUCCCACCUAAUGGAGUAUUGGACACCGAUCUCGACUUGUCGUUCUCCUUGCAGUAUCCUCAUUUCCUCAAGAGAGAUGGCAACAAACUACAUAUCAUGUUACAGAGGAGAAAGAAGUAUAAGAAUAGGACCAUCCUUGGAUAUAAGACACUCGCAAUCGGACAAAUCAACAUGGCACAGGUGCUACAGCAUUCAUUUGACCGGGAGCUGAAUUUAUACAGUGACAUAAAAGAACGAACCAAUGUUGUUGCUCAAGUCAUGAUGCUCUCGCUUACUAGUCAACCGGUCGACCAUGAAGAAAACGGAAGAAGAAAACCCAGACAUCCAGGAGAAGUUGAUCGAUCCCCAGACAUCGAUAAUGACAGUGAUGAUGACGAGCCACAUGACUAUAAUGACAAUGAAGACUGGUCAGGGGACGAUAUGAGUGAUCUGGAGCCGAUGGACGAUGAUAGUCGUCCAGUGCGGCCACGCAAAACAAGCCAUGGUCCUAUAAGACAAGUCACAACCAGGCAAAGAAAUAUAAAGCAAAAGUUUAUCGCCUUAUUGCGGCGGUUCAAAGUUUCUGAAGAGGUGCUUGAUUCGGAACAGGAUCCUGACCAAGAUCUUGGCGACGCAGAUCAAAAUCAACAAGAAAUAGAAGACCUUCUAUUUGCCGAGUUGGAAGACAUGAGUGACAGUGGACCAGAAAUGGACACCAUGAGUGUCCUUUCAACACCAAAACCUAGCCUCAGGCCAUUUUUCACUGGUCGAUGUAAUUCACAGGAUAUUCUUGAAGUGCCAAAGGAUUCCAGUCGGUAUAGCGACGAUAGCUCAAAGCGUAAUGAUUCUGACAGUCAUCCUGAAAACCUAACUGAUCACGAACAUUCAGACCCCAGCAGUCCGCCAAAAGAUGAUAAGCGGGAAGGUGCCAAAACUAAGUUGUUCUCACGCGAUCGUAGCGUCUCGUUGAAAGGCGAGAAAAGAGCCAAAAGGGAAACAAAGGAACGGCGUAACAGCUACGGAAAUAUAGAGGGAGUGCUUGUCAACUUGAUUAAACCCUACAGCCCAAUAUACCAAGCUCGCAAACUAAGUUAUUGCCUGGUUCUGCAUGAACAUGAAAACGGUCCAGAAUUGGAGCCUCGCAAAGCCCUGCUGGAACAGUUGGCUGCAGUAUUAGGCACUGAUGAAUAUCUCCCGGAGUGCUUUAUUUUAGUGAACACAUCUGAUGGACCUGGCCAGGCCCUUGCCCUCAAACUACAAGAAGCUCACUACAAAGUCAUCUGCACGUGCUCAAAGGCUGAUGUAAAGGCCUCCGUCUCUCACUUUGUCUCAAAAUUACAGAAGUAUUGCAACAGCAAUAACAAGGCGCCGAUUCCUGUUAAGAUUGGCAUUGCUGGGGGUGAUGGCUAUGUCAACUCAGUAUUACGACCUUAUGUGGAACAAUUUUCUGCUAAAUCUCCUGACUGGCAGAGUUACAUCAAAUUUUAUCUAAUACCACUUGGUGCUAGUUUAAUUGGCAAGUACAUUGCCAGCAUAGACUGUUCAUAUUGUUCCAUAUUUGGGGAUACUUGGUGGAGAGAUACGUUUGACAAGAUUGACAAUCAGAAAUCAGAUAUGUUUGAAGUUGUCAACAGAAUCAAGAGAUAUCUAUCGAGUGCUAAUAACUUACUACAACUGCCAAUAGCCGAAGCCAUGGUCACUUACAAGGAAAAAAGUACGGAUGAAGAGUCUUCCCAGAUUUUCAUACCUUUCUUAAAUGAAGUAAGAAUAGGUCCGGCUGAUCUCACUCAAUCGAUGUCAGUUGACCUUGAUGAACUCUUGCCCUCAGCCACCUUGUCUGGAUCGCCUCCAUCACAACAAAGCUAUAUGGAGAAAGUCAGAGAUCAGCAUACACCGCCAAACUCACCGAGCAUCAACAAUGUGGUGGCCUCCUGCAGCCAAUCAGGAGGGUCACAACCGUCACCAUCAGGAGCUUUCAGCAGUCCUGGGGGUGAAUACAUGGACCUGCAGCUGGACUACUGGACCAUGCUACCGAGAUCAGAAACUAGUGAGAUUAAAGAGAAACUCAGCAAGAAGGAGAGUACAAAAACAACUGUGAAACAAGAAGGUGCCAAAGUAUCAAAGCCAGACAGUGCAAGAGUUACUGUCAAACAGGACAGCUCUAAGAACAUUCUGAAAUCAGAGAGCACAAAAGCUUCCCUCAAGACAGGCUUCAAGUGUGUACAAGUGUUCCGGUUGCCUCAGAUUGGCGAGGGACUAUCGGUGUGUAUGAGUAUGAUCGUGGUCGCCAAAGAGAAAAAGGGAAAGAUAAUGAGAAUUGGAAAGAAAUCAAAAGAGACUGAAUCCAAGAGUCAGAUGAUAGAAUCCAUAAAUAGAUUGAUAUGUACGUCGAAGAGUCAGACAACCCCUCUCAAAGUGACCAUCGAUGGAAUUGACUGGGCUGGAGUGAAAUUCUUUCAGCUGUCGUCAACGUGGCAAACUCACAUUAAACACUUCCCUGUUGCGGUGUUCACGUAUACUGAGCCGUAACGCAUUGAAGUGUGCAUGAACUGUGCUAUAGUACGGCAGUGGAAUACUGUUCAUGUAUGCUGAGCCGAAAUGACAGUUGUUCGUGUGUACUGAACUGUAGUACAGCAGUGGAGUGAUCAUUCUGAGCUUUAUUGGUUGACAGUUACAGGGUUCUUUUAUGCUAAGCCCUACAGACAGAAAUGGAGCACAGUUGCAGUGUUAAGGAUUACAGUAAGCAGCUUUCAAGUGUGUAUUCUGAACCCUGGUAUAAAUGGAGUGCAGUAUUCACGAAAACUAGAGUUGUGCGGCUUGCAAUGUUUGCAUUUGCUGUGCCAUACUGGUUUUCUGUGUUCACAAAUUCUGACUAAUAAUAAAGAGCAGAAAGUUAAUACUACUGUGAGCCAUGAUUACCUGCAGAUUUCUUGCAUGCUCAACAGUCAUGUGCCCUCAAGUGUGCCGAUCAGCAUGGAGUAAAGUGUCUGUAAAUGCUUAACCUUAAUGGCGUGCUCUCUUCACAUAUGCUGAAGCUUAGUUUAGUGCAAUGUCUACGUACGUUUCAUGAGUCGGGGAGUGCUGUUUCAAUCAGUACAGAGUAAUUCUACCAAGGUCUUCAGCUCUUUAUUUAUUGUGGGGAAUCGCACUUGUAAAGUCGCGCCCCUGCUUCUGGGAGUCACUCUGAUGCUGUAAUGUAAUUGUUAUUAUCUAUGUUGCCAGCUGCUACAAUAUCAAUGCAUUGAUCUGUGUGUGAGAAUCCAGGAACAAUAUCAGGUUCAUAUGAAGAAGAUUCACACUGCUGGGUACAUUUUCAUCAUACAUUGAACAUGACUGAAAAGUGACAAUUUGCGGAUUCGUUAAAAUGCAUCUUAUCCAUUUCACAACUUCAAUCAAAAGGGCCACUGUACACUUAUUUGCAACUUGGCCUCACUUCAUUCAUCAGAGAUCUAGAUAAAAAAAUGUGCAUCAUUCAGCUGCACAUUGAUUAGCAACUAACAGGCAUAAAUUGCUAAAUGCUGCUUUUGACGUUAGCACACUGAAGAUUUGGGGUUGUGCAGCUAAAGGCACACCGAAGAUCAAUUUGAGGUUGUGCAGCAGAUGGGUUAAGUUCAGAUACAUUGAUAUUUUUGCAGCAAAUUGGGAGGGGGGGGUAACAUUCAUCGGCUAUCGUGUGCUGUGGACUCUAACCUAGUUUCAUGUCAUUAGUUUUGAAGUCGAGGUAAUGUGGUCAUUAGUUCGUUGAAUUCAUGUGUUUUUAUCAAGACGAUUUUCAUCACUUAUUUUUGGGGCAUGGGCUGAUGAAAGAAAAUGUGAAGAGAUACCAUUUAUUGUUAUAUUUAUAAUUUGUAUACUUUUGUAGCCAUGUGGCAAGGUUUGUGCCUUAACAUUGCCAAGACCGCUUUUCCUCUCUUUGCAUUCUCAUUACCUUGUUCAUCAACCAAAUGGUGCUUUUUGAAAGGCCACAGCAUACGACAGUUUAACUUGAAAUAAAACUGCCAAAGAACCACAAAGUGAAAAGUUUAGAAGUAUGCUGUGCAUGGUUAAUCUAUGGACAACAUCUUGACAUGUAAACUGGUUCAAAGCAAACUGACGAUUUCUACCAGGAGAAACCCACUACAAAGGAUAACAGUUUUCAGAUGUCAUCUUGUUCCAAAGUUAUCAGACCAGUUGAUCCAAUUGGUAGCGAGAUACCAAGUUGCUUUAAAGACUGCCGCCUCUGCCACCUGAUCAAGAUUUUGACACAUUCUUUAUGUUCUUAGUAAAAGUAAGAUGGUUCUGAAGAAAGUAAAUUGUGCAAUAUUUUGUGCGCGCUAGGAAUUUCAAGUGGACCAACUGAUAGGGUUGGUGAAGUGACGUGUGCUGGUCACAUUAGUGCUUUCUUGUGAUUGUAUAAUUUAUAGUUGAAUUUGUAUAUUUGCAAGUAGGCUUAUGUCAAUUAAUUUAUGGAUAAAUCAGUUAAAUCCUGAGAUACUUGAUUUUCUGAUGACACGGUCUUGAUAUUAUGAGAAAUGAGUUGCAUAUUUUUUAUUGUCGAGGGGAAUAAUAAUUGUUGAGGGUAUUUAUCUACACAUCAUUCUUCAGUUUACCAAUGCAUCAGUAUCGAAUACGAUUACAAUCUGAAUGAAAGUGGCUGAUUGCCAAAUUGCUGUUUUAAGUAGAUUUGUGAACCCACAUUGAGCUGUUUUUACUGCUCUGAACUGAACUAUUAAGACCUCUGUAUUUUUGUCUUCUACAUUGGUGGAACACCGUGUAUGCGUUGCAAAUUUGGUAUCUCAGGAUUGCACAUUUUUUCUCGAUUUAUCCAAUAGUUGUGUUGCUGUUUCAUCAACACGUGUUUGUUAUGUUUUUAUUAACCCAAGGGUAUACUAUUAGUAUGUAGUUAAAUCUGUUAUGAACAGUCCUGGCCUAGGGAAAUGGAAUUUGCUAGUUACUGAGCUGUUAAUGUACAACCGAGUUGUGUAAUCGAGAUGUUUCUUGUGGACUAUACCAUGUACCGUAUGAAAUUCUUGCGUUGAUUCAGUUGAUUGCAUGUUAAUUUUACGUUUAGUGAUGUAUUUACAUGUUAUCCAUCAUUUGCUGUAGUUCUUAAAAUCUUAAAAUCAUAAAAGUUUUUGUUUAUAAAUUGGGUAGAGUCCAGAUCCUAGAAUCAAUUGGAUGCAAAAAUACUUAUUAACUGACAAGGCUCAAUAAAAACAAAUUCCAAAUUCUGAUUGUUAAUUCAAAAAUUUGGUUUGAACCCUGAGCAAAUGCCCACUGGUGAGAAUGGCAAAACAUUUUCAUUUGCUAAAAAGAUAUAUUGGUUCCACUAUUGACAGAGCAGAUUCAGAAUUUGUGCUUUUUGUCAUACCUAUAUUCAUAAACUAGAUGAAUUUUCAAUAGACUCACUCCCUCUACUCUUAUCGUUUAUCACCCCGCACCAAUAGUUUGUUGAUUCAGGCCAAAAGUUUCAGUGUUAACGGUGCUAAUAUUUGAUAUUUUUUUGUACAACUUUUUUGAGUUUUUCAGUGAAAAGCUCAGCAAAAUAACUUCUCUUUUUAAUUCAGUUUGUUUUGUUUGACAAUUUGCUUCUCAAAGUCAGUGUCAGUAAAAAAAGCUAGUUAUGGUGCAUCAAAAAUUGUGUUCUAAGAUUUUUUUGCUAUUUCUUCUGUUGUAUAUUUUGUCAAUUCUGUGGCACCAUGUAAGAACCAGAUAACCCACUUGAGUCAAAUGCACCAUUUUCAUGAUUGUAGAUCAAUAGGCAUCAUUAAUGAUAGGUGUCUCGAGCAGUACAAAGCCUGUGGAAAGAAAAAUUGUACUAUGAUCCCUAAGGUCUACAAUGGGUUAUCUGGUUCUUUCAGGGUGCCACGGAAUUGCUAUAAACUGAGGUGCUGACAAUGCAAGUAAACAAUUCAAUGAAGGGCAUUUUCAGUUUAUGCUCUAAAAGGUAAACUUUCUGACCACACUCUUCUGCCUGGAUAUAACUGAUGGCAAGAUCCUAUUUUCUGCCAAUAUGCUUGUCAUAUAAGGGCCAUGAAGUAUUUAGAGUAUUCCUAUCCACCAUGAUACAGCCUACUCAUCACUAGAAUACCAAUAUCUGAUAGGUACAAACCCUAGAUUCUCCUGCCCAUUAGGAAAUUACUGUUAGAACAUCUAUCCUGUUUCCAUAAUUUUGAACAAAUAUUUUGUAUAUUUUUUACAUAUUAUGAUAUUUUGCUGAGUACCUAGGUCUGAUAUUCCCGUUGUAAGGUGUGACAUGUUCUGCAUGAUAUCAAACAUAAGAUAUCCUGUCGUGUUGUAACGUUAGAUAUGCUGUUAGUGAAUAAGUUAUACUGUGCAGUUUUAUUAGUAGUAUUUACCUAAGCUAAGAUAAACUUGAAAAAACCUUAGUCUCUAGAAACCAACCAGAAGUGUAAUGGAUGUGUAUCCAGAAGACAGUUACAAGGAGGCUCAAAUGCAGGUUUCCUUAGCCAAAACAUUGGUCAGCUUGUUUUGAUUCUAAUUCAAGCAUUGAUUCCGUCUUUAUUAUAUCGUUUAAUGACUCUUGCUCUGUGCAUCAUUGCAGUGGUCAAAUAAAUAACUGAGAAAAGAAAAUCGUUAAAUGACAUGUAAUACUAGUUUUGUCACAAAUUAGUCAUUUGUUUCAGUAUUAUAAUUUUAGAAGGUCUUUAUUUCUAUAUAUGUUUGAAAAAGAUGUGAGGAUUAACAAUGCACGCAACUACAAAUACCAAUACAACAUCUGUUCUUGCAGAUUAGGAUCCCCAGUUCUGCUUUGAAUAAACUAUUGGUGGACGAUGUAGCUGUCCGAACUGAAAUGUUUUCAAUAAUUCGGUGUGGAGCCUCGAGAAAUAAGGACAUUUUUGAUUCCAAACUAUGAUACAUUGAUCAGUACUUUGUUGCACCCAAAAGUGCAAAUGCAGUAAAUUUACCUCACGAUAGUGCAAUAUUGAUUCAGUUCCUUCGAAUAGUAUGCUAAAAACACCUGUUCAGUAUUCUUAAUUGGUACUUGUAGAGAGAAAUGCUAUCUAUUUGCUGGUAUUUGCGAAGAUGAGAAGUUUCAAUCGAUCUUUCGGCAACUUAGAUAUUUUAAGAAAAGUAGGAGGCAAUGGUGCAUUGAGCUUUCUUCAAAAUUUAAACUUUUUCCAAUUCUAUUACAAAUCUAUCCUAAUCAAAGGUAUAGACUUUUUCCACAUUCGGAAGCUUGUAGUAAUAUAAUGAUGUAAUCCUGUUAGCAUUUAAACUGUACAAUGUAGGUUUAUAAUGUGAGGCUGUCGUGGUAUAGCUGCAUCUAUUUUACACUAUACAUAAUCGAAUUAAUCCUAAAGUCAAAAUGUCAUUGUAUGUAUUACUGGAUGAGUUAUUAGUACACAAAAUGGAAUGAAACUUCUAGAAUAAAACUGCCAGAAUUGUUUUA